ACAUGUGAAGUUAAGGCCACUAAAAAUAAAACGAGUGAAGAGAAGUGGUUUUUAUUUAUCAAAUUAUGAAAGUAAUAAAAACAUAGACUCCAAUGUGUUGUUUUGUAAAGGAAGUGGAUUUAACAUGUGAAUAGAAUGUAGUAAUGACCAAGAAUGAUACCUCUUUACACGCAUUUGUAACUAGCUCGUAGCUCGUAGCUCGUUGAAGGCGAUGAGUGAAAUAUUGUUUUGUAGCCGGUGGACACGGAUGUGGCCUGGAUGUUUUUGUUAAGUUGCGGAAAGCAGUACUGUCAAAAUGGCGAGCAGUAAGAGGUCAGCGUUGACAGGUUCGAUGGAUAACUCAAGUUCGUCAAGUAAUGACCCUUUGAGAGAACUCUUUGAAGCGUGCAAAACAGGUGAUAUAGCCCGUGUUAAAAAACUCGUCACACCACAGACUGUUAACGCUCGGGAUACGGCAGGCAGGAAGUCGACACCCUUGCAUUUUGCAGCUGGCUACGGACGCCGCGAGGUGGUGGAGUACCUUCUGGCUGCCAACGCUUCGAUCCAGGCGCGGGAUGACGGGGGUCUGCACCCGCUACACAAUGCCUGCUCCUUCGGGCAUGCGGACGUGGUGCGCCUGCUGUUGGAGGCGGGCGCCAACCCCAACACCCGCGACAACUGGAGCUAUACCCCGCUCCAUGAGGCGGCCAUCAAGGGCAAGGUGGACGUGUGCAUCGCCCUGCUGCAGCAUGGAGCGGAUGCUAGCGUGCGCAACUCGGAGGGCAAGACGGCACUUGAGCUGGCAGAUGCUGUGACGCGGCCCGUGCUCACGGGCGACCACCGCAAGGAGGAGCUGCUGGAGGCCGCGCGGUCGGGCGCAGAGGAGCCUCUGGCUGCGCUGCUCAACCCCCUCAACGUGAACUGUCACGCGAGCGAUGGCCGGCGCUCCACGCCGCUACACCUGGCCGCUGGCUACAACCGUGCUCGUGUCGUGCAACUGCUUCUGCAGCACGGUGCUGACGUGCAUGCCAAGGACAAGGGGGGGCUGGUGCCGCUACACAAUGCCUGCUCCUACGGACACUUUGAGGUGACGGAGAUGCUGAUCAAGCAUGGGGCCAACGUGAAUGCCAUGGAUCUGUGGCAGUUCACGCCCUUGCAUGAGGCGGCAUCCAAGUCGCGCACAGAGGUGUGUUCCUUGCUGCUGAGCGAGGGUGCGGACCCCACGCUGCUCAACUGCCACUCCAAGUCUGCCAUCGACGUGGCUCCCUCACGCGACCUGCAGGAGCGCCUGGCCUAUGAGUUCAAGGGCCACUGCCUACUAGAGGCCGUGCGGCAGGCUGACCCCGCCAAGGUGAAGAAGUACUUGUCUCCAGACGUUGUGAAUUUCAAACACCCAUACACCGGGGAUACUCCUCUGCACUGCGCGGCGGCUUCACCCUACGCCAAGAGGAAGCAGGUGAUGGAGACAGUGAUCCGCAAGGGCGCGCACCUCAACGAGCGCAACAAGGAGCUGUUGACUGCGCUGCACACAGCUGCCAGUUGCUCACAUUACGAUGUGAUGGAAGCCCUGCUGCGGCACGGUGCCAAGGUCAACGCGCUGGAUGGCCUCGGCCAGACGGCACUGCACCGCUGUGCGCGAGACGACAACCUGCAGGGCUGCCGCGUCCUGCUGUCGUACAGCGUGGACCCCAGCAUCGUGUCUCUGCAGGGUUACACGGCCGCGCAGGUCGCUACGGAGAGCGUGCUCAAGAUACUGCAAGACCCGCCAUCCGGCAGCGCAGACAUCGAGUGUCAGCUUCUGGAGGCUGCCAAGGCCGGGGACUCGGACCAGGUUCAGCGUCUGCUCGCCUCGUAUCCGCAGAUAGUCAACUGUCGCGACCUUGAUGGCAGGCACUCCACUCCCCUGCACUUCGCGGCCGGCUACAACCGUGUGCAUGUGGUGGAGUUCCUCUUGGCUCACGGGGCGGAUGUCCACGCCAAGGACAAGGGGGGGCUGGUGCCGCUACACAAUGCCUGCUCGUACGGCCACUACGAGGUGACGGAGCUGCUGGUCAAGCACGGCGCCAGCGUGAACGUUGCUGACCUGUGGAAGUUUACUCCGCUCCACGAAGCUGCAGCCAAGGGGAAGGCAGAGAUUGUCCGUUUGCUGCUGAAGCACGGAGCAGACGCUAGCAAGAAGAAUCGGGAUGGAGCCUCGCCGUUGGACCUGGUACGCGAGGGGGACCAGGACGUAGCAGACCUUUUGCGUGGAAAUGCUGCGCUGCUGGACGCUGCGAAAAAGGGAAGUCUGGCGCGUGUGCAGCGCCUCGUCACUGCACACAACAUCAACUGCCGUGACGCGCAGGGCCGCAACUCUACCCCUCUACACCUCGCAGCUGGCUACAACAACCUGGAGGUGGCAGAGUUCUUACUGGACCGCGGGGCCGACGUCAAUGCCCAGGACAAGGGUGGGCUCAUCCCCCUUCACAAUGCCUCAUCGUACGGCCACCUCGACAUCGCAGCGCUGCUCAUCAAGUUCAACACCGUCGUCAAUGCCACCGACAAGUGGGGCUUCACGCCCCUACAUGAGGCCGCGCAGAAGGGCCGCACACAGCUCUGCGCUCUUCUGCUGGCGCAUGGAGCGGACCCCUUCCUCAAGAACCAGGAAGGCCAGUCCCCGCUAGAGCUGGCAUCCGCGGAGGAUGUACGCUGCCUUCUGCAGGAUGCCAUGGCCUCGCAGCAGAGCGUGCCCUCUGUUGCUGUCGCCUCGCCGUCGCCCCCUGUCGCCACGGAGACAGUGAUCAUGCCAUCAGGGGCGUCCAUGACCCUGUGCAUCCCGGUGGCGCGGUCGGGCUGCCUCUCCCCACUCCCGGCUGUGGAGGGCUGCUGCGCAGAGCCUGCGCGGGCCGAGGGCAGCCAACAAGAUGGGGCUAGCGUGGGCACCGUGGCAGGCUUCCUCGCCAGCCUGGGCCUGGACCACCUGCUGGAGCUGUUUGAGCGUGAGCAGAUCACACUCGACAUUCUGGCUGAGAUGAGCCACGAGGACCUGAAGCAGGUGGGCGUCAGCGCCUACGGCUACCGCCACAAGCUGCUCAAGGGCAUCGACAAGCUGUGCUCCAGCUCGGGCCUGCUGUGGCUGCCUCCGGCAAGUCCCGGCACCCUGCUAGUGGAUCUGCUGACGGACGACAAGGAGUUCCUGGCGGUGGAGGAGGAGAUGCAGUCAACCAUUCGCGAGCACCGUGACAACGGCCACUCAGGGGGUAUCUUCUGCAGAUACAACAUCGUCAGGAUCCAAAAAGUACAGAACCGCAAGCUAUGGGAGCGCUAUGCACAUCGCCGCCACGAGGUCUCCGAGGAGAAUGGUAACCAGGGCAACGAGCGCAUGCUCUUCCAUGGAUCCCCAUUCAUCAACGCCAUCGUGCAGAAGGGCUUCGACGAGCGACAUGCAUACAUCGGCGGCAUGUUCGGAGCAGGCAUCUACUUCGCGGAGCACUCCUCCAAGAGCAACCAGUAUGUGUACGGCAUCGGCGGGGGGACAGGCUGCCCCAUGCACAAGGACCGCUCCUGCUACGUGUGUCACAGGCACCUGCUGUUGUGCCGCGUGACGCUGGGCAAGUCCUUCCUGCAGUUCAGCGCUAUGAAGAUGGCGCAUGCCCCUCCGGGUCACCACUCCGUCAUGGGCCGGCCCAGUGCCGGCGGCCUCAACUUCCCAGAAUAUGUUGUGUACCGUGGAGAGCAGGCAUACCCAGAGUACCUCAUCACGUACCAGAUAGUGCGACCGGAAGAGGCGGCCAGUCCCGAGCUGGAGCCCCGGUGAUUCCCCCUGUUGGGACGUCGCCGGCGAGACGGCUGCUGCUGCAGCGCACUGGGCACGGUCACGCGCUGGGCGCACCGCCUGCUCAGGCACCGUGCAGAUGUGGCAUGGUGGUAGCACGGCCAGAGCCACCCACAAGCAGAGCUGUGAUACGCAGAUUGUGCGCAACACGUACAGACUAGUCUUCCGCCUCCUUGUUAUACCGUCAUCGUGUCGGUGGAUUGUGAUUCACCUUAUUCUACCAUGUAGAUGAUUCUCAGUUGUGUCGCAUAAAUUGUGUUGUUGAUGUUGCACAGGAAACAGGUAACCACCUUACUGAAUGUACGUAGUCUUCCGUUCUUAUUUAUAGCACGGCACUGUAAGUGGUUUUCAAUAUGUAUUUUGUUUUUGGUGUUGUGUAGUAUCGUGGUGAUUUUUUAACGACAUUGAAUGUUAUUUAUUUGUACUGCCAAUUAUUAUUUAUUUCAGUUUACAAUAUUUGAGACCAGCUCAUGAAUUUUUUCAUGUAAAAUAUGGUGUCUGUUAUAAUGUCCUUACAUUUACUACAAUUUUAUCUUUUAACAAUGUCAUAUAUUUGAAAAUUAUGAUUUUAUGGAAUAAAUGUAUUGUGUUUUCA
Bacillus rossius redtenbacheri is the source of this 4388-nucleotide messenger RNA. RefSeq names its product poly [ADP-ribose] polymerase tankyrase-like. The transcript has 19 exons. Gene Ontology annotation, cellular component: ciliary inversin compartment. Lineage: Eukaryota; Metazoa; Arthropoda; Insecta; Phasmatodea; Bacillidae. The record is from RefSeq and is a predicted model, not a curated record. The coding region runs from base 296 to 3775 and encodes 1159 amino acids. Gene Ontology annotation, molecular function: protein binding; NAD+ poly-ADP-ribosyltransferase activity. Gene Ontology annotation, biological process: protein localization to ciliary inversin compartment.